Molecule: messenger RNA, 2370 nt
Organism: Anastrepha ludens (Mexican fruit fly)
Lineage: Eukaryota; Metazoa; Arthropoda; Insecta; Diptera; Tephritidae
Gene: Fip1
Product: pre-mRNA 3'-end-processing factor FIP1
Exons: 6
Coding region: 146-2131 (661 amino acids)
Cellular component (GO): mRNA cleavage and polyadenylation specificity factor complex
Molecular function (GO): RNA binding
Source: RefSeq, a predicted model, not a curated record
GUUCUUUGAUCACCCUGUGCUUUGCACACUUUUCGGCGUUUAUAGAACUAGUUUACUUCGAAGUGAAUUUUAUUAAACGCGCUUUUACAAUAAUCCUUUGUCAUAAAAAAGAUUUGCAUAAAGCUAUUAUAAAUUAAAUAAUACAAUGGCUGAUGAUACAAAUGAAGACAGCUGGUUGUAUGGCACAUCGAAUCCUGAUUCAACAACAAAUGAAGAUAAUGAAGCUACUGCUGGCAUAGAUGAGGAGGCGCCGCUAUUGUCUCAGAAGUCUGAAAAUGAAGCGACUGCCUUGAUAGGAAGAGGUGACGCGUUUGCACCAAAAGAGUGUGAAUCGCGCGAUGAGGAAGAACCGUUUGGUGAGUUUGAAGAUCCAGCUCAAGAAAUGGAAGAGGAUGAAGAAGCCGCGGCUGCUGCUGCUAGCACUGCAGCAGAUACUACUGACGCAGGGGAAGAAAAUGGCAAUCAAAUGCAGCAGGCAAAAGUUACAGAAGAUGGCGAGGGGAACUUAGAUGAUGAAGAUGACUCGGAUGAUGAUAUCAAUGUUGUAAUUGGUGAUAUAAAGCCUGCACCUAGUACAUAUAAUAUUAAACAACGCGCAAAUUUAUUGGCUGGUCCUCCUGGAUCUGGCCAAGAAAAAUCAAAGUCUGUUGCACCAGGUGGUAAAUUUAGUGUUGAAGAUUUCGAAGUUGUCGGCACCAUAAAUGGUGUACCAGCACAUGAAUUUAGUAUCGAUUCCUUGGAAGAUAAACCGUGGCGUAAGCCAGGCGCUGAUAUUACUGAUUAUUUCAAUUAUGGGUUCAAUGAGGAGACAUGGCGUGCCUACUGCGAGCGUCAAAAACGAUUUCGCAUACAGGAAAGUGGUGUCGGUUUGGCUAGCUUAACCCAAAAUAUUAAUCAGUCCGCUGAACGGCAGCAUGAUGGAGCUGUAAGUGCUGGGCAAAUUAGCAACAUGGCACCUGGACUGUUAGCAAACGAUCAAAUGCAACUGCCACCUCCUGGAAUUUUACCACCGCCGCAGGGUGUACACCAUGGCCCACCGCGUAUGGGUAUGGGCAUGCCACGAGGACCUCGACCGAUUAGUACUACAAAUAGUAAGGAGAACCCUAUCCAAGUAAUGACGGCCGAAUGCCGUGAAUAUUCUCGACCAGGUUCGGUAUCACAAUUACCAACGAAUUUUGGUGCACCACCCCCCGUAGAUGAGCCAUACUUCCCAGAACCUGAAACAUUUGAUUACGGCUAUGAACCGACGCAAGAGUCACAAUGGAACAAUGAAAAUCCGGGGUGGGUUCCAUCUGGCAUAAAAGAAUUAACUCCCGGUCCUGGAAUGGUACCACCGCCAGCAACCGGAAUGUCCGGACCACCUGGUGUUCCACCGAUGGGCGUGCCGCCCCCACAAAUUGGUGGACCGCCUCCACAAAUGCGUCAACAUCCGCCCAUAAUGCCUGUUAUGCCUCCGCCAAACAUGGCUAUGGGUCCUCCACCACCUGGCAUGGGUAUGAUGAUUGGUCCUGCCGGAGGGCCACCAAUGAGAAUGCCUAUGGGACCGCCUCGCCUGAUGGGUCCACAUGGAGGUGGGCCACCAAACCCAUUACACAUGGAUCGCGAGCGCCAUGAGCGUGAGCGUGAAAGAGACCGUGACUAUGAACGGAAUGAGCGCAGAGAGCGGGAUAGAGAUCGUGAACGAGAACGUGAUCGCGAUCGAGAUCGUGAAACUGAAAGAGAGCGGGAACGAGAGAGAGAAAGGGAACGCGAAAGACCACGACGCGAACGUUCACGUAGUCGGGAAAAAACCAGGCGACGUUCCAAGUCGCGUGACCGUGAGCGCGAUAGAGAACGUGAACGCGAACGAGAACCAGAUCGUGAAAGAGAGCGAGACAGAAGUGAAAAAAUUGACGACACUGACCGUACGGCAGAUGAGGAUCGUGAACGAAGAAGGCGUGAGCGCGAUCGUGAUCGCGAACGUGAAAGAUCGCGGCGAGAGCGCUCGCGUAGUCGUGAGAAAACACGUCGGCGGUCUAAAUCUCGCGAAAAGGAACGUGAUCGAAGCGGCAAGACAGCUAGUACAUCUUCCUCAACAAGUCGUAGCGAGAAGAAAAAAUCUCAUCGCAAAGACAAGGAAGAAGAGGAGUGAAUACAAGCAUACACUAUACUAAAUGAAGUCUUUUAGAAAUUAGCAAAAUAAAUGAAAAUUAAAAACCAAAAUGCCAUUUACUGGAUGUAGUUGUGGCUGAAGAAAUUUAAAACAGUUGCUUUAAGGUUUAUAGUGUACAGUUUAAUUUUUCCAAUUAUAUUUAAGACAGAGUAAACGACAUGGACUUGGAGCAACUAACUAUUAUUCAAAAUAAAGUAUAAAUAAAAGUGUAAGUGUAA